Molecule: messenger RNA, 3471 nt
Organism: Tachysurus fulvidraco (yellow catfish)
Lineage: Eukaryota; Metazoa; Chordata; Actinopteri; Siluriformes; Bagridae
Gene: nr1d1
Product: nuclear receptor subfamily 1, group d, member 1
Exons: 8
Coding region: 461-2326 (621 amino acids)
Biological process (GO): hormone-mediated signaling pathway; negative regulation of transcription by RNA polymerase II; positive regulation of transcription by RNA polymerase II
Molecular function (GO): zinc ion binding; nuclear receptor activity; RNA polymerase II cis-regulatory region sequence-specific DNA binding
Source: RefSeq, a predicted model, not a curated record
AUGUGUAAUCAUUAAAUAUAGAAUUAAAUGAUCAGUGAGUCAGUGCAUUCUGCUUAGGUAUUUGGAUAUACCCAAAAAGUAGAAAUCCCUCAGCUAAAGACUCAAGGACUUUUGUUAAGUGCUUUGAAAGUGUGUCACUGGGGCACGAGGCUCUUCAUCUGGUCACAUGGACACAUUUCGCGCCUCGUGCGGCGUAGGUGCACCAGCAUCAGCAAAACCGGGCGUCCUCACGGAGCGCUUCAUAGCGACACACCGCGAGAGAGUGUCAGCACAGGCACACUUCAGCCUCUCAAGCUGACAACAAACCGGUCUCAACAUCUAAAACAGAAUCUAAAUGGACAUUUCUGUCGGCUAAAACAACCGACAGUGUGCGUUUUUCCCGUUUUCCUGAAGAAUACAGUUUGUUUAGAUUUCACUGUUCAUUUCCACACCUGUAUGACUGAAGCACAGAGUGACUACAAUGGACUCGAACAACAACAACAACACCGGAGGGGUAAUCUCUUACAUCGGUUCAUGUGGAGGCUCUCCUAACCGCAUCAGCCCAGUAUCCAUGUACUGCGAGAAUUCCAACAGCAGUCUGCAGUCACUGACACAGCCGUGCUUGGGAUCCUCUUUCCCACCUUCACCUAAUGGUUCCCAUGAUUCUUCACGUAUGUACACCAGCAGCAGUAGCUCCAGCAGUUCAGCAUUUGGUGAUGAUGGGAGCUCAUCAAGCUCAGGAGGUUCCCCAAGGAGGCGUGAUGAAAGCAGCAUCACAUACAACUCACCCAACAAAUCAGUUGCUACUCUUACAAAGCUAAAUGGAAUGGUGCUACUCUGCAAAGUCUGUGGAGAUGUGGCAUCAGGCUUUCAUUAUGGUGUCCAUGCCUGUGAAGGCUGCAAGGGGUUCUUCCGUCGGAGCAUCCAGCAGAAUAUCCAGUACAAAAAGUGCCUGAAGAAUGAAACAUGUACUAUUAUGAGGAUUAACCGAAAUCGUUGUCAGCAGUGCCGUUUCAAGAAGUGUUUGUCUGUUGGCAUGUCUCGUGAUGCUGUCCGUUUUGGUCGCAUCCCGAAACGUGAAAAACAGCGCAUGCUAGCUGAGAUGCAGAGCGCUAUGAACAACAUGGUGAACAACCAGCUGCAGAAUGAAUUCCAACUGGCUUCUCUUAAAACCAGCACUUCAUUCACUUCAUCAUCCUCGUCAUCUUCAUCUCCCUGCCCAGGUCUGACAGUGGCUUCUCAGUCCCAGCCUUCUGCUGUACCUGUAGCUCCUUCCCCCUCUCUCCCAGCCCCAGGAUCGCCUUCUCCUCAAAAUGCUCAGAGCCAUCCUCAGAUUGCCACCUCUCCACCACUGUGCCCUAGUCCUGGCCUGGACAGCACCAUCACUGCAAUUACCAAAGCUCAUCGUGAGACCUUUGUCUAUGCUCAUGAUAAGAUAAGCGCAGCACUGCAGCCCCAAAAUGGGGUUGAUCUGAAUGGCCACAGCAGUAAUUGCUUUGCGUCUGGCUAUAAUAUGAAUAGCCACAAUUCAGUACAUCAAUCUAAUUCAAGCUUACAGUGCAAUGGUUUCCAAACAGAUAAUAAACAACACCUUCAAUCCUCACCUUUAUCCAACCAGCAGCAUCAGAGGCUGCCACAACAAAACAAUAUGCAACACGUCCCCAAUAUCAAUUGGUAUGGGGCUCAGCAAGAUAAUAGCAACAACAUCCUGGUGCAAAACUGCCCAUGGAAGAACCGCAAGGAUAUAUUGCUGGCUUGUCCAAUGAAUAUGCACCCUCAGACAGAUAGUAACAAGACACCACAGGAGAUUUGGGAAGAUUUCUCCCUAAGCUUCACACCAGCUGUACGUGAGGUGGUGGAAUUUGCCAAGCAUAUCCCAGGUUUCAGCUCUCUGUCCCAAAAUGACCAGAUCACCUUGCUGAAAGCAGGAACUUUUGAGGUGCUGAUGGUACGUUUUGCAUCCUUGUUCAAUGUCAAGGAGAAGACUGUCACAUUUAUUUCUGGCACCACCUACAGCCUAGAAGCUUUGAAGAACAUGGGAAUGGGAGCCCUGUUGGGAACCAUGUUCGACUUCAGUGAGAAACUCAGUGAACUAGAGCUCUCUGCAGAGGAACUAGGUCUUUUUACUGCUGUGGUGCUGGUUUCUACAGAUCGCUCUGGUAUAAAAAAUGUGAAGUCAGUGGAGAUGCUCCAGGACAGCCUGAUUAAAGCCCUUCGCACAUUGGUCAGCAAGAACGCCCCUGGUGACGUCUCUCGAUUCACUAAGCUACUGCUCAAACUGCCAGAUCUGCGCACACUUAACAGCAUGCACUCCGAAAAGCUUCUCUCUUUUCGCAUCGAUGCAUGAGAAUCCUUUGGUAGCUAAUACUACAAACCAGCUGAGUCUAUGGGAGUGGUCUCUACUGGAGGGUUUAAUUGAAGGCUUCAUAUUUACCAGUGCUGCUCCACCAGCAUAUGCCCUGCUCUGAUGGUGCUCAAAGACUUGAACAAUGACAACAGGCUCAUAGGGACGCACAAGCAGUAAAUGACAUGGCCAUUUUUUAUGUCACAUCACAGCACUAAUGGUUCACUGGUUUGAUUCAGAACUCAGUUUACUGUCUGUGUGGAGUUUUGCAUGUUCUCCCAGUGUCUGUGGGUUUCCUCCUACCUCCCCAAAACAUGCUGAUAGAAUCAUUCAAUCUUCUAAAUUUCCCAUAGGUGUGAAUGUGUGUGUAAAUGGUGCCCAUCCCAUCCAAGGUGUGUUCCUGCCUCAUGUUUAGCAUUCCGAGGAUGGGCUCCAGAUCCACUGCAACCCUGACCAGGAUAAAGCAGUUACUGAAGAUGAAGGAAUUAACAUACAAUCUGUAUUUGAUUUCAUUCUUGCUUUUAUCUCUAUACAUGACGGGGUUAGGUGAUUAUAUUGUACAGUCUUUACUUACAGACAGGCUCUUUGCUGUUUUUUUAAAUGCUAUUUUUUAAAUUUAGAUGCAUCACGGUACUUUUCUUCCUUAUACCAGCUUGAUGUCUGAGAAUUGUUUUUAUACUUACCUUAUAUCUGAUAACAGAGAGAGCCAAAACUCUCACAUUGAGCAUGCAAGGGAUAAAUGGAGCCAAAACCUCAAACAAUCUGGCAUUACCAAGUGCUGGAGUCAAUCAUAACCAGAGAGCUGGGACAAAGGAUAGAGGCAGACAGAACAGAACAACACUUUCUAAGUGCAAUGCAAAUUGAGUUCCACAAAGAGGCUACGAGACAUAAAACAUCCAACAAUUAAACAAUGGACCAGAUCAAGAGAAAAACAACUCAUGCGAGGGACCUCAUCCCACCUCGGCUUAAGUCCAUGUAACUUUGUAAAAAUAUGUAAAUGUGAAUCUAUACUAUAUCCAAAAUGUAUAUAUUGUAUACAUAAAUAUAUUUUUUGUAAAGUGUAACUGCUCAAUACAAAGUUAUAUAUGAUAUAAAUGUAUAAGUGUAGUCAGAUCUCAUUUACAGCAUAAAGACUCUGAAACAUUUUA